GUGUGUGCAGACCCAGGCCGUGCAGACCUUGGCACCUCUGACUCCUCCAGCCCAGAGCACCUCACCUCUGGCCUCCAACACAAGAAAGCAGCGUGGCCUGCUGGGGUUAAACUUCGGCUGAAGCACAGGCGCAGUGAGCCUGCAGGCCGCCCUCACUCUUGGCAUACAACCAAAUGUGGGGAGAACCAACCUGAUGCCAGCAUGAUGCAGAUAUCUCAGGGCACAAUGGGCCCUCCUUGGCACCAAAGCUGUCACUCCAGCUCAUCUACAAGUGACCUCUCCAGCUUCGACCAUGCUUAUCUGAGGCGGAGCCCUGACCAGUGCAGCUCCCAGGGGAGCCUGGAAAGUCUGGAGCCCAUUGGGGGAAUCUCAGCCUGCCAUCUUCUUUCCCCUGCCAAGUCUACGAGCAGCAUUGACCAGCUCAGCCACCUCCAUAACAAGAGAGACUCGGCAUACAGCUCUUUCUCCACCAGUUCUAGCAUCCUAGAGUACCCACCCCCUGGUGUCACUAGCCGAGAGCGGUCAGGCUCUAUGGACACUACUUCUGCCCGCGGGGGCCUCCUAGAAGGGAUGAGACAGGCAGAUAUCCGCUAUGUCAAGACAGUCUAUGAUACCCGGAGGGGAAUCUCAGAAGAGUAUGAGGUGAACUCUUCAGACCUGCUGCUUCAAGGUCGGGAGGCCCACCCAUCAGCAGAUGAUCAGGGCUAUGAUAAAUGGCAUAGCAUUUCUCGGAGCAAGGGAGCACUAUCCUCAUCUUGGAGCCAGCCGUGCUCCAGUUCCUUAGAGACUGGCCCUGACAACCUGCCUCAUAAAGUGGGUGCACCACAGCCCCCAACUCGGAGUGACAGUUAUGCAGCCUUUCGGCACCGAGAACGACCUAGCUCUUGGUCUAGCCUUGAUCAGAAGCGCUUCUGCCGGUCUCAGGCAAAUUCUUCGGGCUCCUUGAAAUCUCCAUUCAUAGAUGAUCAGCUGCAUCCUGUCCCAGAGAAGAGUCCAGAAAACAGCCCCCCAGUGAAGCCCAAGCAUAAUUAUAUUCAGAAGGCCCAGCCUGGCCAACCACUGCUGCCAACUGGCAUCUACCCUGUACCAUCCCCGGAGCCACACUUUGCCCAGGUGCCCCAGCCUUCUGUGAGUAGCAAUGGUACACUCUACCCUGCACUGGCCAAGGAGAGUGGAUAUCCAGCCACCCCUCAGGGAGCUUGCAACAAGAUAGCUGCCUUUGAUGAGAAUGGAAACCAAAAUGGAGCUAGCAGACCUGGAUUUGCCUUCUUCCAGCCUUCAGAACAUGACUCACUGGAGAGGAAACCAGAAACCACGGUCAAAUACGUCCCCUACAAAGUCCAUUUUCCUUCAGUGCCUGAAAAUGAGGAGGAUUCCUCCCUAAAGAGACAUCCCACAGCUCCAGAAGGCAACAGUGUUCAUUACAAUGAGAGAAAGAACACUCAUGGCAACAAAGCGUGUUCUAAUCACCACAGCCUCAAAUCUCCUCAGGCCCAGGCCUGGCAAGUGGGUGGAGACAAGAGGUCUUCUAGGCUCCUGGAACCCUGGGAGAGUGAUUUCCAGGAAGACCAUAAUGCCAACCUUAGGCAGAAGCUGGACAGAGAAGGCCUAAGCCACAGCCAGUCAGGCAACUUUGGCAGGACCAAGUCGACCUUCUCAUCGCUCCAGAACAUUCCAGAGAGUCUGAGAAAGCAAAGCAGCCUGGAGCUGGCUGAGGGAGUGCAGGAGAGUUACCCUGUUGGCAGGUCUACCUGUGCGGUCAACACCAAGCUGGAGGACUCUGCAAGGAAAGUGCUCCCUGACCACAGAGGCCACCUGGACAGGCCCGUUUCCUAUGCGAGGCCUGAAGGGAGAUCCAGUACUUCACCCUCUAUCCACCGUGCCGAUCCAAGCUAUGAAGAGCCCCCCACCCCUCCAUACCAGCAGACAUCCAGCCUGGGCAGGAGGAGACUCAGCUCCGGCAGCACCUCGGCCCUGCAGGGUUUCCAGUACAGGAAGCCCCACUGCUCUGUGCUGGAGAAGGUGUCCAAGUUCGAGCAGCGAGAACAUGGGAGCCCCCGGCCCCCCAGUGCAGGCCACACCUACAGGAGGGCCCCGACGUCCAGCACUUCCGGGAGUGACCUUGAAGAGACAAAAGCCAGCCUCCGGAGCCCUGAGAACACGGAGCCCUUGGGCAAUGAGGGGCAGCACUUCAGAAGCGGGGAGCCCAAGCUGGAAGAGGCCUCUUGGCAGCCUUGCGGUCAGCAGCUGAGGAGGACUGAAGAGGGGGGCCGUGGCCCCCCAGUCCGAGUCAGCGAGCCCCCAAGGCCCGACGCCCGCUUGCUCCGCAGCCAGAGCACCUUCCAGCUCUUCAGCAAGGCGGACGGAGACGCCCCGGGGCCGGAAGACAGGCCCGGCGGCGCCCCCGCGUCGCCCCUGCUCGACGCGCCCUUCAGCCGCACCUACAGGAACAGCAUCAAGGACGCGCAGUCCCGGGUCCUGGGGGCCACCUCCUUCCGGCGCCGGGACCUGGAGCUGGGGGCCCCCGGCGCCUCCAGGCCCUGGCGGCCACGGCCAGCCUCGGCCCACGUCGGCCUGCGAUGCCCAGAGGCCCUGAUGCCAGCCUCGGCCUCCCCGCACACCCCGCGGGAGCGGCACAGCGUGACCCCGGCCGAGGGCAGCGCGGCCCAGCCCCUGCCCACCCCGGCCCCCGCCGCCGCCGCCCUCCGCAAAGGCCCGCGCCGCCGCCUGACCAUGGAGCAGAAGAAGCGCUCCUACUCGGAGCCGGAGAAGAUGAACGAGGUGGGGGUGUCGGAGGAGGCCGAGCCUGUGCUCUCGGGUCUGCACCGGCCCGGGGUACUGCGGUACCCCGAGAGCAGCGUGGCCGACCGGCGCCGCCUCUUCGAGCGCGACGGCAAGGCCUGCUCCACGCUCAGCCUGUCGGGGCCCGAGCUGAAGCAGUUCCAGCAGAGCGCGCUGGCCGACUACAUCGAGCGCAAGACCGGCAAGCGCCCCGCCACCGCCGCCGGCUGCGGGCCCCAGGAGCCGGGGCUGCCCGAGCGCGCCCAGAGCGCCUACCUCCAGGCCCCCGACGGCCCUGGCCUGGCCUCGGCCUGCAGCCUGAGCUCGCUGCGGGAGCCCAGCUGGCAGCCCCGCAAGGAAGCCGCCCUCUCCCCGCCACUGCCAGCUGCAGCCACGGAGACCCCCAGGGCCCCUCGAGAUCGCAGCAGCUCCUUUGCCUUCGCGGGUGCACGCUUCCCUGGAGAACGGCGACGCUGGGAUCCCCAGACCCCGAGGGAAAUGCUCAAUGGUGCUAGCUGCGGACCAAGGGGCACCCAGAAGCUGGACAGAAACCCUGGAGGGUCUUCAUCCUGGGGGAACGUGGCCAGGAGAACCGGGAAGUCCAUGUCAGCCGAGGACCUGCUGGAGCACUCCGAUGUGCAGGCUGUCCCUGUCCACGUGCGGUCCAGGUCGUCUCCCACUGCAGACAAGAAGUGCCAGGAUGUGCUCUUGGGGGAAGACAGUGGCUUUGGUUUUGUGAAGAAUCCAUGUCAUCUAACUGACUCUGGAUCUACGUUGCUCAGUUGUUCUGACAGAGGCCGAGAAGAGACUCCGGUGCCCCUCCAUCCUCCCACCCCACGCUGGGACAGCUCAGGCUGCAAAGCAGCCAGUAUUUGUUCAGUUCCUAGUGAAUGUCCCAAAGCCAGCAGAAUGCAAGGGCUCCUCCCAGACACUCGGGCUGCCACCUUGACCCCACAGAGCUCCCCUCUGCCUUCACCCGUUCCCUCCAGUUACUGUUCGCAGCUGGCCUCUGAUCCGCAGAGUGGAAGGGAUGGUCAGGCAGGGCGACAGCCUCUUGCACCCUACACCCCUGGAGGGCCCCACAGAAGCGAUGGUCUGAUCCAGCCUCCCAGCCCAGAGCAUGGGGUAGAAGAAGGCGCGAGGAAGAGGGCCAGUCUGCCCCAGCGGCCCCCUCCUCCUCGGGUGAAGUGGGCUCACAUAGCGACAGAGGACGGCCUCUCCCAGGAUGCCUCAGCACUCGAGUUCGCAAACCUGAAGCACUACCACACGCAUCAGACGAGUCUUCCGAGUUCAUGCAGCACUUCAGACCCAGACACUCCUGGGAGGGUCUCGCUGCGCAUCUCUGAAUCUGCCCUGCAGACCUCCCCACCGCUCCGGGAGGACUAUGAGGACGAGGUGUUUGUGAAGGACUUGUACAAGGCCACCUCCAGCCCCACAUUUGAAGCCCUUCCCCCACCUCCACCUCCUCCAGUGAGCCAGGAAGCCCCAGUGAAUCCCUCGGAUGACUUUCCUCCUCCUCCUCCCCAUGUGGUGUUUGAGGCACUGGAAGAUAACCAGGCCUGCGAGGAGCCUGGCAGCAGCUCCAGCAAGUUUUCCAAGGUGACACUUACAAGAGAAAGACACAUGCCUGGUGCAGUCCCUGUAGUAAGCAGUCAGAUCCUGGCUCCCAGACCCCAAACUAUCAGAGGUUCAGAGGCCAGUGAGUCCAACCCACACACCAUCAUGAGUGUUCAGCCCCAACUUGCUGGGUCUCUUGGCCAACAGCCAAGCCCAGAACAGCCACCUCCCAGCCAAACCCAAAGCUUCCUCCAUGAACCAGUGAGUGGAACUCUGGAUACAGAAAAGAAUGUCAGUCCUGUUCCUCAGAAGACCUCAGAAGACAGCAGAACAGAGGCUCUGGCCAAGGAAAUUGUCCACCAAGACAAAUCUCUAGCAGACAUUUUGGACCCAGACUCCAGAAUGAAGACAACUAUGGACUUGAUGGAAGGCCUGUUCCCCCGAAACAUUAAUACACUGAAGGAAAACAGCACGAAGAGGAAGGCCCUGCAGAGAACUGUCAGCUGUCCAGGAUGUGAAGGCAAAAGGAGUGAAGACAAGGAAGCAGCAGGAGUGUUAGUCAACUGCCCUGCCUACUACAGUGUGUCUGCUGCCAAGGCUGAGCUUCUGAACAAAAUCAAAGAUAUGCCAGAAGAGGCGCCUGAAGAGGAGGAGCAGGUGGAUGUCAAUGAAAAAAAGGCUGAGCUCAUUGGAAGCCUCACCCACAAACUUGAGACCCUCCAGGAAGCAAAGGGGAGUCUACUCAUGGAUAUCAAGCUUAACAACGCCUUGGGAGAAGAGGUGGAGGCUUUGAUCAGUGAGCUAUGCAAGCCCAACGAGUUUGACAAGUACAAGAUGUUCAUAGGGGACUUGGACAAGGUGGUCAACCUGCUGCUAUCCCUUUCUGGGCGCCUUGCCCGGGUUGAGAACGUCCUGAGUGGCCUUGGGGAAGACGCCAGUAAUGAAGAAAGGAGCUCUCUGAAUGAGAAAAGGAAGGUCCUGGCCGGGCAGCACGAGGAUGCGCGGGAGCUCAAGGAGAACCUGGACCGCAGGGAACGCGCCGUCCUGGCCAUCCUGGCCAAUUACCUCUCAGAGGAACAACUCCAGGAUUACCAGCACUUCGUGAAAAUGAAAUCUACACUCCUUAUCGAGCAGCGAAAACUAGAUGACAAGAUAAAGCUGGGCCAGGAGCAGGUCAAGUGUCUGCUAGAGAGUCUUCCCUCCAACUUCACUCCCAAGACCGGGGCCCUGGCUCUGCCUGCAGACCUCUCGAGCUCAGGGACCCCCGUAGGGCGCUGUGCUGUCACUGGCCUGGGCCCCACAUUGACCUCUCCACUUUAACCUCUUCUAAGAGACCCCACCAAAAGAUCAUCACUUCUCUCAACACUAUUUAAUCUACAGUGUUUCACUGUCAACUACCAUGUAAACUCUGGGUGAUUGGGGUUUUCCUGGAUAAAAGGAAGAAAAUUCUAUCCAAGAAGAAGCCUGGGUUUUCCUUCUUGCCUUUCCCGAUUGAUCUGAGAGCUUGGAUGCUGCUGGAAACUUACCCCUUUCUCUUAUUACUUAGUAUUAGAAGGAAAGUUAGUGAAACUGUGACCAGUGCGUGGAUAGUGUUUGGGCAUGUAGGUUUUUAACAGACCAAGGCAGCUGAGAUCAGUGAGUGUCACCCUCAGGAAUGUAUCCAUAGUGGCCUUCCUCGCUGGUAGGCAGCGUGCCCUGAUAACCGGGUACACAUACCAUACAUGAAGGGUCAACAACACAAAGCCUUAAAAAAGACACACACGCUGAGAAGGAAGUUGUAAAGCCUUGAACUUUGUUAUUAUUUAUAUUUUUAAAAAUGAAGAUCAUGAUGUCUGUGUGCUAACCACUUAUUUGAUUCUGUUUUGUGGUGGAUGUAGACAACUAUGUUUGAACUUUGUACUUUGUGAAAACCUUAAUGAAGAAUUCCAAAGACAGCCGCAUCAAGCGUGGAGACUCGUUUUUUCUUUCCUUGUUCUCGUGACUUGUCUGAUUAUUUUUUAUAAGUA
This is a messenger RNA of Dipodomys spectabilis (banner-tailed kangaroo rat), 6344 nucleotides long. RefSeq names its product shroom family member 3 (gene Shroom3). The record is from RefSeq and is a predicted model, not a curated record. The coding region runs from base 202 to 5658 and encodes 1818 amino acids. Gene Ontology annotation, cellular component: apical plasma membrane; cortical actin cytoskeleton; apical junction complex. Gene Ontology annotation, biological process: actin filament organization. The transcript is spliced from 9 exons. Gene Ontology annotation, molecular function: actin filament binding. Lineage: Eukaryota; Metazoa; Chordata; Mammalia; Rodentia; Heteromyidae.